UAUUCCUUAUAUUUCUACAUACUCUGUUGUUUGAACGAGAUGUGAACUACUUAAUUAUAUUGGUUUCGUCGUCUUCUAUCAUAUUACACGUUCAUAUGUAUUAUUAAGAAAAAUAUAAAAGAAAUACUGAAUCCCUAUAAUAUUAAUUUUUACGAAUAAAUCAAUGUCUCAAUAUUACUAUUUUUCGAUGGUCAUAGACUGUAACGUGUGACAUAACAUCUAAUAUUAUAGAUCUACUUUAAUAUAGAAAAAUGGCUACUUGGGCUGAAGAUGAAAUUGGACGAAAAUGGGAUCGGUGUUUUACUGACGCUAUAUUUAAGUUUGGAGGAGGAAUUCUACUUGGAGGAGUAUUCUCUCUAUUUUUUUUCAAACGAAGAAAGUGGCCUAUUAUAACUGGUGGAGGCUUUGGAUUAGGUAUGGCAUAUGCUAAUUGUCAAGAAGAUUUGAAUUCCACGAUAAGACGACAAAAAUCCAGGGAAUGUAGUAAACCAGAUAAAGAAAAACCAGCUGAAGAGAAGAAAAGUUCUUAGCAAGCAUCCUAUGAAAAAAAUUGUUAUGCUGUUACCAGACAACAUACAAUAUACCAAUAAACUAGUUGAACUUGUAUUAUAGUGUCAUACAAAAUAAAUUCUUUCGUAACUUUAAA
Bombus terrestris (buff-tailed bumblebee) is the source of this 646-nucleotide messenger RNA. Its product is annotated as MICOS complex subunit Mic10. Lineage: Eukaryota; Metazoa; Arthropoda; Insecta; Hymenoptera; Apidae. Gene Ontology annotation, cellular component: mitochondrial inner membrane; MICOS complex; mitochondrion. Bases 252 to 530 code for a protein of 92 amino acids. The record is from RefSeq and is a predicted model, not a curated record. The transcript is spliced from 3 exons.